This is a messenger RNA of Penicillium taxi, 2202 nucleotides long. RefSeq names its product CCR4-Not complex 3'-5'-exoribonuclease subunit Ccr4. Gene Ontology annotation, cellular component: cytoplasm; nucleus; CCR4-NOT complex. Bases 1 to 2202 code for a protein of 733 amino acids. The record is from RefSeq and is a predicted model, not a curated record. Gene Ontology annotation, biological process: nuclear-transcribed mRNA poly(A) tail shortening. NCBI's taxonomy places the organism in Eukaryota, Fungi, Ascomycota, Eurotiomycetes, Eurotiales, Aspergillaceae. Gene Ontology annotation, molecular function: poly(A)-specific ribonuclease activity; protein binding. The transcript is spliced from 2 exons.
AUGGCAGAUGGUACCUAUAGGUUCCAGCAACCUGGGGCCGGCCAGUUUUAUUUUCAACCUCAAGCUCCUCCAUCACACUCGCAUCGACACCCUAUUCCAAACGGGACCAAUUCACCGGGUCGACUCAAUCUAAACCACGAAACCCCAUCACCUUCGAGCACCCCACCUGUCAACCAACCAGGUGGACUGAAUCAUUACAACAUGUACCAGGGCCACCAGGGACAGCAUGUCAUGAUGGCCGGAGGGCAGCCGCACCAGCGGUUUGGUAUUCCCAUGCCCAAGUAUCAGUCGCAAUCCCACCACCCUCUUCAUGCUCAACAGCAAUCUCAACAUCAUGCCCACCACACCCAGACGACACACAACCUCCCUCAGCAGCACUUCUCCGCCAGUGCACUUUCAACCGCAACUCCUCACUUCACCCCAAAUCAUAUGCAGAAUGGUGAUGGGCCAGCAGCGGUAGAUGAAGAUCUAGGUGACCCGAUGAAUGAACACCGGCAGCGUCAACUUCAAAUUGCCCAAGAGUCCAGACAAGCUCAUUCCCCUCACUACCAUGCUCGCAUCGUGGCGCAGCAGUCCAAGGGAAUGAUGCACGGAGAAAAUAAUGACACUGGAUCGGACGGCCAGGGUUGGACCGCACUCGACUUUGGUGGACAGGGGUUGCGUGCCAUGUCACCUUCGCUGUUUAACUACAUAUUCCUAAAGGAGCUCUAUUUGAACCACAACAAGUUGAAAGUUCUUCCCUCUUCAAUCGGUGAACUUCGAUUGUUGACUCACCUGGAAUUAUCUGGAAACGAAUUGACGGAGCUUCCCGAAGAGAUCGGGAUGUUGUCGAAACUACAGGAGCUCCGAAUUUGUGACAAUAAUAUUCGCAAUCUUCCAUACGAAAUGGGCUACCUCUACCGACUGGAGAUCUUGGGUAUCGAAGGAAAUCCCCUAAACGACGUUCUUAAAUCGAAGAUCAUGAAAAGUGGCACGCGUGAGCUGAUCAAACAUCUUAAAGAAGAAAUGCCAGUUCACCUGCCUCCUCCUGAUCGCGAUUGGAUUAUCCUCGAUGACACGACCAGCUCUAACAGUAGCACCACCGAAAAGAUCACCGUAAUCUCAUACAACACAUUGUGUGAUUCUUCUGCCACCCAAUCGCACUAUGGCUACGCACCCUCGCGUAUUCUCUCCUGGGAGUUCCGUCGAGAACUCAUUCUCAACGAAUUACGAGCUCACAAUUCGGACAUUGUCUGUCUCCAGGAAGUGGACGGAGGAAGUUACAACCACUUCUUCCGAGAGCAACUAGCUUACAACGACUACAAGGGUGUCUAUUUCCCCCGAGGCCGCGCGCACGGCAUGUCAGAUGACGAGGCAAAGACCAUUGACGGAUGCGCCGUUUUUUUCAAGGGCAGCAAGUUUAUCCUGUUGGACAAGCAAGUCAUCCAGUUUGGCCAGGUUGCGGUCCGUCGGGUCGACGCGAAGGGUCAAGAUGAUAUUUUCAACAGACUGUGGCAGAAGGAUCACAUCUGUGUUGUUCUUUUCUUGGAGAACCGCCAGACUGGAGCUCGUUUCAUCGUGGCGAAUGCUCACCUGUACUGGGACCCGAAAUUUAAGGAUGUGAAGUUACUGCAGACCGCCAUCAUGAUGGAAGAACUCACACGAAUCUCCGACGACUACGCCAAAAUCCCUGCUUGCAAUGACAAAGUCGCUUUCCGUUUCUCUGAAGCUGAGAGUGAUGCCGAAGCCACACCUGUAGUGGAACCAGCUCCUUCUAAAGUGUACUCCAGCGGAAGUCAAAUCCCGAUGAUUUUGUGUGGAGACUUCAAUUCACACCCUCAGUCAGCAGCGUACAAGUUGAUUGCGAAUGGAGGUCUGAUCAAAUCGCACCCAGACCUUGACAACCGUAUGUAUGGCAAUCUCAGCGAAGUGGGUAUGAGUCAUCCCUUUAAGCUGAAGUCGGCAUAUGGCUCUAUUGGAGAGCUGAGCUUCACCAAUUACACCCCUGAUUUCAAGGAUAUCCUUGAUUACAUUUGGUACUCAUCAAACACACUCCAUGUUUCGGCUCUGCUUGGUGAAGUUGACAAAGAGUAUCUGCGCCGAGUGCCUGGGUUCCCUAACGUCCACUUCCCAAGCGAUCACAUCGCUUUGUUUGCGGAGUUCACAGUCCGAGGCCAAAAGGGAAAGGUGGUAGAAGCGGAUUUUGGACCUCAACGACACUGA